GCGCCAAACCCAUCUCCCUUCCCCUUCCCCAUUCCCAUCCACCCAUCGCCAAUCAUCAGUCCGUGGCUGUUGCCCGAGCCCUUGGCCGGAGAUCCGUUUCCUUCGAUCCAGCCAACCGAGUGACCAAACCCAGCAACAACACAAUCCUUUCUCCCCCCAUCCCUGAUUCCUACCCCCGAACCGCAUCAACAGCAGGACGGCACCGAUAUAACCCUCUGCCCUCUUCCUUUUUGCUCAUGGUACAAGUACAGAAACACGGAAAAUACAUAUUUUUAUCCUGCCUCUCGUCGAUCACUAUCUUCCAUCAUACCUUCCCCUUGUUCCUGCCCCUUCCCCCUCCUCCAGGGCUUUCUCGUGCUGUGCAUGGGUGUUCUCCUCAUCCCUCUCCCGGGUGCUGCGCCUCUCCAUCGGACUUUUUUUUCUUUUCUUUCCCCCUUUGCUUGCUUGCUUGCUUGAUAAUCCGCCCCACUUAUCGUCAGGUCAUACCGGCGCUGCGUCCGUUACGGUAGCAUUUUACUUUGUGUGUCCUCCCUCUCUAACCUCAUACUACAGAGAGCUUUAAGACCCUAAUCGUACGGAAAGGGACAAGGGAAAAGGAAAAGAAAAAAAAAAAAAAGAAGAAAAGAAAAAGGGAAAACUUCCCCCUACAUACCCCCUCCGCUUCUCACUGUUCUCAUCCCUCCACCUUGUCUCUCCACCCACCUUUGCGUCCCCUCCCAUCCCGAGCACCCCGUUGUCACGACACACAGCACUCCAUAGUUCCCCUUCCUCAAACAGCACAAGCACAACCACGAACUCCUAGGCUGGAAUAAUCACCCCUUGUAAGCUUGAGCAGUAAAGCUCACCACUCUCUCCGCCGCUUUCCACAACGCCAAUUCUUCCUACGCUGGCGACCGUCGACGCGGCCCGGUACACCUUUCGGCCCCCCCGCACUGAUGACCCAAUUCUUCGGCUCAUCGUCGGGCUCGGCCUCCCAUCAGAAUGAGAAGAAGGGCCCGUCGUCACCAAACAACACUCGCUCCUCAUCCGCAUCUCACUUCCCGACAAAGCUGAAAAAUUUCUUUCGAAUAAACAGCAGCAACACGAACGUGUCGACCACCGGCGAGCUGCAGACCUCGUCGUCGUAUCUGGGGAGUAGCUUACGGCCCAAAUCGCGGUUCCUGAGGGGUCGAUCGACCUCCUCAGCUAGCCAGCUCGAUACCGCUGACGUUUCCCCUACGGCUAAUGCGAAUCCUUAUUUCGCUCACCAGGGGCCUCCCGCAUUGAGGCAUCAUAAUGAUGGGAGCGCUCCCCCCUCCCCGCCGGAGACCCCCGACGGGCUCUCCCUUUCUCCGCCCACUAUUAAUGGAGCUACCGGUGCCAACGACAAGGCGGCCCAAGCGAAUAAGGAAGAGUUGGCGAGAAAGUUGAGAAGGGUUGCUUCGGCGCCCAAUGCCCAGGGGCUCUUUUCGUCGGGUGGCCAGGACGGUAGGCCCGUCACCGCGGCCGAUAGUGAAAAGUAUAUGUCAUCCAAUUCACUCGCUCCCUCAACGCAGAGCAAUGGGUCGACCGGGGAACUGAGAAGCACUUCUACGGCGAAUUUGUUACCUGUGCCUAGCAAUAAUGAGGCGAUCCCUGAGAGGCUUCGCCCCGCGGCUUUCCGACGGACCUACAGUUCGAAUUCGAUCAAGGUUAGGAAUGUGGAGGUUGGUCCCCAGAGCUUUGAUAAGAUCAAGCUACUGGGUAAGGGGGAUGUUGGAAAGGUGUACUUGGUGCGGGAGAAAAAGAGCAGUAGGCUGUAUGCUAUGAAGGGUUAGUGGAUCUGCUGGAUCUCGCUACGCGGACUAUUGGCUAACUCUGGGUAGUGUUGAGCAAGAAGGAAAUGAUCAAGCGCAAUAAGAUCAAGAGGGCUUUGGCUGAGCAAGAGAUUCUUGCCACUAGUAAUCAUCCUUUUAUCGUUACGCUGUACCAUUCAUUCCAGUCCGAGGAUCACCUUUACCUUUGCAUGGAGUAUUGCAGUGGCGGCGAAUUCUUUAGAGGUAUGAUGCGUUGUUGGUACUUGGUAGCGUGAAUGGUUAUCUGAAAUUUUGUAGCUUUGCAGACGCGGCCGGGGAAGUGCGUAUUGGAGGAUGACGCAAGGUUUUACGCUGCCGAGGUUACGGCGGCGUUGGAGUACCUCCAUUUGAUGGGAUUCAUCUAUAGGGAUUUGAAGCCAGAGAGUGGGUUUUGCACUUCUCGGUUUCGAUUUGUUUGUCGCUGACGGUUUGUGAAGACAUUCUGCUGCAUCAGUCUGGCCACAUCAUGUUGUCCGACUUUGAUCUCUCGAAGCAGUCGGAUCCCGGUGGUGUUCCCACAAUGAUUGUGUCCAGGGGAGGAGCUUCACAGAACUCGUUGCCCACAAUCGAUACUAAAUCGUGUAUCGCCAACUUUCGAACAAACUCGUUUGUCGGAACAGAGGAGUAUAUCGCGCCGGAAGUAAUAAAGGGUUGCGGGCAUACUAGUGCUGUGGAUUGGUGGACGCUGGGCAUUCUGGUGUAUGAAAUGUUGUACGGAAUUACGCCUUUCAAGGGAAAGAGUCGGAACACCACGUUUGCAAAUAUUCUGAGAGACGAUGUUGGGUUCCCUGAGCACGCGGGGUCACCAUCCAUUUCGAAGUAGGUUGCGUGGAUGUCUGGUUGGACGGGUGUGUGUGUGCUGACCGAGCUAUAGUGUUUGCAAGUCGCUGAUUCGUAAACUCCUGGUAAAGGAUGAGAACCGUCGGCUCGGAUCCCGUGCUGGUGCUUCCGAUGUCAAGACACAUCCAUUCUUCCGCACAACACAGUGGGCAUUAUUACGCCACAUGAGGCCCCCAAUGGUUCCUAAUGCGGGUAAGGGAAUUGAUGCCGUCAACUUCCGAAGCGUUAAGGAGAGUGAGAGUGUCGAUAUCGGAGCAGCCAGAGUCCAAGGUGUCCCGUUGAAUAGCAAUCUGGACACGCCGGGGGAUAAAGAUUUUGACCCAUUCGAGGAGUUUAAUUCCGGUAUUUUUCACCAUUGCUUCCUGGCUUGUGAAGCCAUCAGUUGACAGCAUAUAUAGUGACCUUGCAUCAUGACGGUGACCACGACCAUCAUCAUCACCAACUGUCUGAAGACAAUUCGUCCGAAGACGCCGUACAUAUCAAGUCCGCGCAGAGGUAGAGCUAAAGAAACGAAGAAAAUGGAGGGGAGGGGACAUCACGCAAGUUCUGUUGUGCCUUUUUCUCCCCCUUUCUGCUUCGCAGACUCAACACACUUAAUUUUGGCCCUCUAAUUACGCAUACACGUACACGCGGAUUGCUUGCGAACUCUUUUUCCUUCCGUUUUAUCUCACUUUUUUCAAUUUUCAAUUUUUCAUAUUUUGGGAACAGGUGUAUUACGGUUUUCGCAUUUUUCUUCAUCCAUCUCGUUUCUUAUUAAGCAAAAAACGAAAAACCCCUUUUCAUUCCUUUCCGCUAUUCCACUUGGCUUGGGCAAAAAUGGGCCACCUUGUUUCUGCCCUCUGGCGCAGUUUCCGCGGAUUGGUGUGCCUUCUUUCUCAUAUAUCAAUAUACCCACGUUCUUUACUAGGGGGAGGGGGUGUUGCUUGCUUUUGAUGUCUUGUUUUUUGCCUUCCCGUUCGUGGCGGUUUGUAGCAUGAUAAGUACCAUAGUGAAGUUUAUUGGUGAUGUGUUUCGAUAUCGUCGGGGGUCUCUCUUAAAAAUGUUGGAUGGGUUGGUUGGUUGGCUGGCUGGUUGGCUGGUUGGUAUGGGGUUGGUGGGCGGAUGGAUGGAUGGGAUAUGGGUGAUGUAGGUUGGGAUAGGCCAAUAUAGGGAGAUUAUUUUAUUU
Molecule: messenger RNA, 3819 nt
Organism: Tuber aestivum (summer truffle)
Lineage: Eukaryota; Fungi; Ascomycota; Pezizomycetes; Pezizales; Tuberaceae
Source: the annotation of a GenBank genome assembly